UCGUAGCUGAGCAGCUUGCACCUGAAGGAGGAAAAAACCAAACCAGAUGCCAACGGUGCCGUCGUCAAGGCGGACGACAACGUGGAGAAGACGGAGGAUGAGGAGAAGGAGGACAGAGCUGCCCAGUCUUUGCUGAACAAGCUCAUCCGCAGUAACUUAGUGGACACAACCAACCAAGUGGAGGUGCUGCAGAGGGAUCCCACGUCACCGCUCUACUCCGUGAAGUCCUUCGAGGAGCUGCGGCUGAAACCACAGCUCCUGCAAGGAGUCUAUGCCAUGGGCUUCAACAGACCAUCCAAGAUACAAGAGAACGCCCUGCCCAUGAUGCUCGCCGAACCCCCCCAGAACCUGAUCGCACAAUCUCAGUCCGGUACUGGCAAGACAGCUGCCUUUGUCCUGGCCAUGCUCAGUCGGGUUGAACCUGGGAACAAGUAUCCGCAGUGUUUGUGCCUUUCCCCAACGUACGAGCUGGCCCUUCAAACGGGAAAAGUGAUUGAACAGAUGGGGAAGUUCUAUCCGGAACUGAAACUUGCAUAUGCUGUCCGAGGCAAUAAAUUGGAGAGAGGUCAGAAGAUCUCUGAGCAGAUUGUCAUCGGCACGCCCGGCACCGUGCUGGACUGGUGUUCCAAACUGAAAUUUAUAGACCCCAAGAAAAUCAAAGUGUUCGUCCUGGAUGAGGCUGACGUGAUGAUCGCAACCCAGGGCCACCAGGACCAGAGCAUCCGCAUUCAGAGAAUGCUCCCCAAGGACUGCCAGAUGCUUCUGUUUUCAGCCACUUUUGAGGAUUCUGUGUGGAAGUUUGCCCAGAAAGUUGUUCCUGACCCGAACAUCAUCAAACUGAAGCGGGAGGAGGAGACACUGGACACUAUAAAGCAGUAUUACGUUCUGUCCAGCAACCGAGAUGAGAAGUUCCAGGCUCUCUGUAACAUCUACGGCGCCAUCACCAUUGCCCAGGCCAUGAUCUUCUGCCACACUCGGAAGACGGCCGGCUGGCUGGCGGCAGAGCUCUCCAAGGAAGGCCAUCAGGUGGCAUUGCUCAGCGGGGAAAUGAUGGUGGAACAGAGAGCCGCGGUGAUCGAGCGCUUCCGAGAGGGCAAAGAGAAGGUGCUGGUGACCACAAACGUCUGUGCCAGAGGGAUCGAUGUAGAGCAGGUCUCUGUCGUCAUUAAUUUCGACCUUCCCGUGGAUAAAGAUGGGAAUCCUGAUAACGAGACUUACCUGCACCGGAUCGGGCGUACGGGUCGCUUCGGCAAGCGAGGACUGGCCAUUAACAUGGUGGACAGCAAGCACAGCAUGAAUAUUCUCAACAGAAUCCAGGAACAUUUCAGCAAAAAGAUAAACAAACUGGACACCGACGACUUGGAUGAAAUCGAGAAGAUCACUAACUGAAGCGCAGCUGCCGGAACCGGGGUGGAUCCCGCCACGGAAGCUCUCCCACUCCGAUUGGAUCAGCGUUCAGAUUGGCACGCCUCUCAGCUCGUCCCGAAAAGGACUCUUUCAGAUAUGAGUAAAUUACCUCAUUUGAAAAAUUGCAGUUGGACUUCAAAUUGUGCGACUAGGGGGAGGAAGAGGAAAUGUUUACAGAAGCUUUUAACAUUUCUUAGUUUAGCCUUAAAACGGGAAGGUCUUUUGGAAUUCUAAGAAAAUACGCUUGCCACAAAAAAAAGUGGGCAACGUGUAACUAUCUAAACCAGAUUUUAAAAACAAACAAACAAAAAUUGCCUUUAAUUGGGAUUCAGAUCAGCGUUAACCUCAUCGGUUAAAA
Apaloderma vittatum (bar-tailed trogon) is the source of this 1765-nucleotide messenger RNA. RefSeq names its product ATP-dependent RNA helicase DDX19B. The record is from RefSeq and is a predicted model, not a curated record. Gene Ontology annotation, biological process: poly(A)+ mRNA export from nucleus. Lineage: Eukaryota; Metazoa; Chordata; Aves; Trogoniformes; Trogonidae. The coding region runs from base 277 to 1389 and encodes 370 amino acids. Gene Ontology annotation, cellular component: nucleus; cytoplasmic stress granule. The transcript is spliced from 11 exons. Gene Ontology annotation, molecular function: RNA helicase activity; ATP binding; RNA binding.